This is a messenger RNA of Mytilinidion resinicola, 546 nucleotides long. RefSeq lists its product as uncharacterized. The record is from RefSeq and is a predicted model, not a curated record. The transcript is spliced from 2 exons. NCBI's taxonomy places the organism in Eukaryota, Fungi, Ascomycota, Dothideomycetes, Mytilinidiales, Mytilinidiaceae. The coding region runs from base 1 to 546 and encodes 181 amino acids.
AUGGAUCGAUUCGUCGACAUAAAACAACGGGAACUAGCUACUGUUAUAGUAUCUUGCGCGCUCGUGACAUCUCUGAUUGCGACCCUCCUCUCCUGGACAUGGCUUCCCAUUCCUGCAUAUACAGCGAAAAUAGUCGCCCUCUGUGCACUGAUCCACUCACUUGUUGCGAUUGGUAUUGCAGCCCAGCAACUUAUCGCGCUCACCCGAGCUCACAUCCACCCCCAUCGUACACAGGUCAUGCAGUAUAUUCUCUUCGGCUCUAUUGCCAACCCUCAAUCCCCGAUAACAGACGUCAACGCGGGUAGUGGCUGGCGACAUUUCUCGUGGCAAAUACCAACAAUGCUUUUAGGAAACAGCAUCGUGCUCACCUUGAUAACGCUUGGGAUUGCUGUCUUUGACGAAGAGAGGAAAGCCGCAGUUUGGGGUACAGAGACGGUGACGGCGCUUUGUGUUGCUGUGUCAUUAUCGUUCGGCGUUGGCUGUUACUUCAUUUCCUGGUUUUGCAUCGAAUGGCAGAUGCAAGAAGCUAUCGCGAAGGACUUGUAG